AUGGAUUCUCUACAAACAGUUAUGGACGAGGCACACGAACAAGGCCAAGAAAAGUAUCUGGUCGCACCAUUUGAGGACUUUCCUGAGAACCACAGCUGCGAAUGCCCCUCGUGUCAAAGGUCCUCUCUAUAUUACCACUACCCUAUCCGUUUAUUCCUGGUUGGGCUUAUAUUCCCUCUCGCCUCGAUCUGUAACGUGGGGCUAUACAUAUGGUGUCAAUUCUACCUAGACCACAGAGUAGCUCACCCCCCACUAUCCGAAUAUGACUACCCGACACAGUACGAGGCUAGCACGCGGGAAACAAGGUCCCAUUUCAAGCUCAGCGAGAGUACGUGGCAAGAGACUGAGCUUAUGAACGGCAGUGAAUUGAGCCUAUCAGGGAAUGAGGAGACGGUAGUUGUCCACCGCGCAGAUGAGGACCCGCACUCUGACAAUGACGUGGACAGCGAUCGUGCCCUCCAGACGACCCGUUACCGCCAUUUGAAGGAAGUAGUCGAGGAAGUUGUGGGUACGCAUGUGAGGCUGAGAAAGCAUUACACCACCUGGAUGCUCAGAACUCUAUGUUCGCUGGCCGGGCAAACGAUAGCUAUAGUGCUUCUUUCAGUCUUACUUACCAAGAGGGCAUAG
Messenger RNA from Huiozyma naganishii CBS 8797, 627 nucleotides. RefSeq names its product Asg7p (gene ASG7). Bases 1 to 627 code for a protein of 208 amino acids. The transcript has a single exon. The record is from RefSeq and is a predicted model, not a curated record. NCBI's taxonomy places the organism in Eukaryota, Fungi, Ascomycota, Saccharomycetes, Saccharomycetales, Saccharomycetaceae.